AUGGUCCCGGCGCCUCCUCCGUGCGGGCCCCGCCCCGGGCCGCGCUCGCACAAACUCCCACGCGACUCAGCGCGGCUUCCGAUUGGCGCGCGCAGCGGGGGCCCGGGGAGGGCCGCGGGCUCCGCCAUUGGCCGAGGGGCGCACCUGUCACCGUCCCGGCCGCCCGCCGCCCCGCCCCCGCGCCGCGAGGUCCUAAGCAGCCUGGGCUGUUGCGCGGCGCUGGCGGGCGGGGACACCGCCGGGGAGUGGAUACUCCGAGGCUCAACCUGGGGCCCCUGCCCGCCCUCCCCUGGGUGCGGAGCCGGACGGCGGGCACUGGCAACCCCCGGGCCCCUGGAGAGCCCCGCGGCGGCCCAAGACCCGCUCCCGAGACACGUGGGCCCCUCCGGACUUGGUUGGUCCCUGGAGCCAGCUGCGCGCGUCCUCUCCGGCCUCCUUGUCGGCGCUGGAGUGGGUCCACGUCUGCCUUGCGGAGCGCGGUGGUUCCACGCUCCUGAGCGCCCACGCUGCGUAGACCUGGCCGCUCUGCGAGGCGACGGCAGCGCACUGAAGACCGUGGUGUUUCCCAAGCCCUCCCUGCUCCCGGGCCUCCAGGGCGCAGCAGGGGAGGGUUUUGUCCCCGUGGCCAAAGCUCUGCAGGUCGAACCUUAUAUGCUGUGGGAAGGCCCCGCAUUUUCAGAUUCACGCAGGGCCCUCUGCAGACUGUUGGCAGAAACAAGGUAGCCACCAAACACAUGCAUAAGCUGGACUUUUCCCAGAAUGCUGCAGCAGAACUACCCUCCAGAUAGACACCAGCCUGCGGGCCACAGUGCUACGUGAGUCUUGCAAAGAGGAGAUCUUUAUGGCGAGGCUGAGAGCACUGCCUGCAUGCUUUACCAGAGCCCAGCCUCCAGCCUCCACGGAAAAUGUGUUUUGGAAUCAACACUCUUUCCAAAGGCUCCACACUGCUCUCUGGUAGCAUUGGCCUGGGCGCCCAGGCACCCCUUUAGAACCCACCUGUUCCCCCCACCCACCCUAGCGGGAGGAGGAGAGGGUUACACUGACAGAUACCGGCAGCUCUGCAACGUGGGAACAACGCAGACAACAUACAACUCGACAGUCACAGAAGGUGGCGUCCAUCCCGCCUGGAUGGUGACUACUGCCCUGCGGGCUGCUGGGUGGGUGAAACACACAGGGAAGAAGCACAAAUACACACACAGAUGUGGCUCAGGGA
Messenger RNA from Gorilla gorilla gorilla (western lowland gorilla), 1213 nucleotides. RefSeq lists its product as uncharacterized. The record is from RefSeq and is a predicted model, not a curated record. The transcript has 3 exons. Lineage: Eukaryota; Metazoa; Chordata; Mammalia; Primates; Hominidae. The coding region runs from base 1 to 723 and encodes 240 amino acids.